GCCUUGGAGCCUGGGAGCCCACACGGACUGCAGAGUGCCAAGUGCAGCAGGAAAAUGCCUUCAUCCCAGGGGCAAGCUUGUCUGAAGAAAAGCUCAGCAAGAAAAUAGAACAGGAACUGUCUGAAUUGAGGAUUGCAUCUUCAGAAAGUGUUUCCAGAGAGGAAGAGAAGAAGGAAGAUAAGAGAUUGGAGACAGAAAACAUUGCAAAAGAUGUUAGGUCUUGUUUAGAAGAGAACUGUGAGGUUAUAGAAAUUGAGAAGAGCCCUCAGAGGGAGAUGGCUCAUGCUGUGGCCGAUGCUGCUGUCAACACAGACAGCUGGUUAAUGGAGACAGAUCACAAGAAAGAAGCAGAGAGCAGACAGCUGGAUGCUGAAACUGAAGCUAAUUUUGAACAUGAGCAUGGCCUGUUUGAGUCCAGAGUGGCAAAAGUUCCAGUCCAGAAUUCCCAGAGGAGCCCCUCCCUGGGAAGCAGUGCUUUGGUUCCUUUCAGGCACCAGAGCUUCUUUGCCCAAGUGAAUCAGUCCCUGGAGAAAGACAGCCUGACCAUCAGAUCAGCCCUCCGUGUGCAGACACCACACAGCACCACCAACCUGCUGCCUGGGAGAUCCACACUUCUGCCAGAUCUUCUAGAAGGCAAAAGCACCACAAAAUCGUUCCUUAGUGGUGCAUCUCAGGAGAGGUGGAAAGAGCUGAACUUCAACAGAGCCAAGAUUGAGCACAAAAGGUGGCAAGAGGAGCAGAGGCAGCUGAAGAGGGAGCAGCAGCAAGAGGCAGAUGGCACCCGACACCGGCUGCACAGGGACAGCCAGAGGCAGCGAUUGCGUCAGAGAACAUUGCAAGGGCUGAAGAAACAGCUGGAGCACAAAGAAAGAGCUUUGCAGCACAUGGCACUGCUCCAGGCUGCUGGGGCUGAGAGGAGCAGGAAGGAAUCCUUCUUUCAAGAGGAGGAGGAGAGGAAGGCAAGGCAGAGGCUUCAGUUCUUAAAGACACAGCGUUUGCAGAGAGAGGAGUUGCAGGCAGAAAGUAACAAAAGGAGAUGUGAACAAGAGAAAGAAAGGCUGGAGUUCCUGAGGAGCAGAAUGCAGUCACAGCAGGAAGUGCUGGAACAAGAAUCCCAGGAGCAGGACAAACAGCAAAACCAGCACCAGGCUGCCAAAGUGAGAGUGUUCCAGAGGAGAGAGAAUUCUCAUUUGAAGAUGGAAAAAGAAGGCCAGAAACUCCGUGCCCUGCAGCAAUACCUCAGGGAACAGAACCUUCUGCUGCUCCGGACAUCCCUGCUCACGUAAGGAAGGGCAGGGCCUGGAGUUCACAGACCUGCUGUGUCCUGUCAGGUGUGAGUCCGUGUGCCAGAGCAGAGUUGUUACAUUAGGAUUCCUGGAGAUGUCUUUAACCUCCCUUUCACUGCAGCCAGAGUGCAUUUCCACUGCUCUGUCCUUUACCUGCCUUUCUUCCUGGGGUCACUCGCUUUCCCCUCCGCUGAGAGGGAGCAGCAGGGCACAUCCAGAGGCAUUUCUCUGCAUCAGAAAGGAGAGGGUUUCUAGUGCAUGGCACUAUGGUGAGUGCCAAAGGAGAGCAGGAGGAGGUUGGGCAUUUCACAUCCUGAAGUGAGUGCUCCCCCUUCCUCACAUCAUCUGAGGUACAAAAUUCCCUGUGGCACAGCAAUGUGUUGAUCAGCUCUGGGAAACCAGAAAUUUCAGGUGGGUAUUUAGGAAAGGAGAAUGGACAUGGCACCAUUUAUUUGCUGAAACAGUCAGAGCUAUAUGGAAAUAUCUUUAUUUUACACAGAAUUAUGCUGACAUGAAUACUAUAUAUGUGAUACCUUGUUUCAAGUAAUGCCUAGUACCAAACUAGAUACAAAAUUUAAAUUCGGCCUGACUUUCUGUGUACACUUAGAAACAUGAUACACAUUUUCUGGCACAUUAUAAAAAUUUAUGCCUCUUGCUAGAAUACAGCACCAGUGAUAAUGGCAGUUGCUUAAAAAAAAAAAAAAAAAGAAAAGUAAAAUUAAGAAAACUUGUAAAAGGGAGCUCCUUUGAAAUCCUGCCAAAUCUUCUCAAUGGCCAGCAGUUUCCUAGCAGUAAGUGUCAGACUGCAUUCCUCCAGGGAUAAUGGAGAAUCUAUGCCUUCAGCUUUUCCCUAAAAAGACAAAGUUAAAUCUCUCAUCCAGAUGUUUACAAACUACUCUGAGACCUUAAUAGCUAAAAUGGGUAUUUUUAAACUUAAGGAUCCAAAAUGUGCAUGAGCCAUCCUCAGACUUUUGCUUACAGAAAAAAAAAAAAAAAAAAAAAAAAAGAGAGGGAAAAGGAAGGAUGAACUUAAAUAGAAGGUGAAGGCUUUAACAAACAAAAUGUCAAAGUUAAGGUCUGAAAUGUAACUUGCCUCAGAUUAUGGAGGCACAGUUUUGCAUUUUAGACGUGAAAUCUCAUCAUUUGGAACAGUUUCCACUCUGUUGAGUGUCUGGAAAAGUUGGCUGGAAUUUGCUCAGCAAGAAUAUGGUUGGUUGUGCCUGGCACACACCCUGCCAAGGGAACGUGGGUGCUGGUGGCACAUGGAGAUUUUCUUUAGGUAAUGUUUGGGGGUUCUUUGCUUCUCUUCUUGUUUGAGUUCUCUUUCAUAUAAAAUCAUGUGCUAGUCAGGGCAAGGCUCUGCCUGCUUAUGACUCUAACUAGACUUAAAGAAACAAGCCUGAAGACUUAAAAGGUGUUAAAUUCUACUCCUGCUUUUAUCCUUAUGCCUUGGAAAUGGAAUAUGCAGUGAUUAAAGGAAAGUACAUGAAAUACACUGAGCUGAAUCUAAACUUAUUUUUCAGAUUUCAUUUAUAUGCUAUUCAUCAUUACUUUAUAAUCACCAUAAAAUAGCAGAUUGCUUUUGCACUUUCUCUUCAUUGCUUAACCACCUGAGAACACACCACUGCAGAGAUCCUGCUCCACUGCUGUUUCACACAGGGUAUGUCUGGGAAUAUAUUCAGUACCACACUAUUUCCAAUCAUUUAUGGACUGUAUUUCUCACUAUUAAAAUGCAGCCAUAAAAUCAUUUUAAUACUGCUAUUAAAAUAAUUGACUGUAAA
Messenger RNA from Sturnus vulgaris (Common starling), 3067 nucleotides. RefSeq lists its product as uncharacterized. The record is from RefSeq and is a predicted model, not a curated record. NCBI's taxonomy places the organism in Eukaryota, Metazoa, Chordata, Aves, Passeriformes, Sturnidae.